AAUGCUUGUUUGCUUUCUCACAUGCGACGUAAACGAUGCGAUACCACGCUUCGAGUGUUCCGUAUGUUAUCUUCCAGGUACACUGCAGCGCCACGCGCAAGUCAAACACCAUGAACGCCGCAGAUUGUCGUAUAGUGGCCAUCACAAGCUUCGCAAUGACAGCCUUACUUUUCUUCUACAUGUACAGUGACAUCUAUGCUUACUUUCUACGGGCGGCUCUUCACUCCGCAAAAUACACGCGAGCGACUGCUUUCUGCGCAUCUGAAAGUUGCUACACGAGUGAUGCUUCGAGAGAAUUCCCUCGUAUACUCGCGUGGACGAAAUUUUACAGGUGGCGAGUCCUCGGGCUUGGACCUGACGGUGAAAUCGAAAUCCCACACUGCAGCCGUCGAUGCCGCGUCACCUACGACAGGGCGUUAUUGGAAGUGAGCGACGCCGUUGUUAUUCACUCGCGGAAUCUUGAUCCACUGGACUUGCCUGCCCAACGGAGCCCUCGCCAGAAGUGGGUAUUCUGGUGCAAAGAACCACCGCCCCUUUCUUUCUUCGGGGAUUUCAAGCAGUUGGCCUCACUUUUCAACUGGACGAUGACCUACCGUUCUGACUCUGAUGUCCACGUCCCGUACGGAUUUUUCACGAGAAAGAAGGGACAAGUGAGCAUCAACUUCACGUCUGCGUGGCGACGCAAGAAGAAGACAGCGGUAUGGAUUGUUAGCAACUGUAAUGCGCACAGCAAACGGGAGAAGUUUGUGAGGCGGCUGCGAAAGUACAUUGACGUGGACGUGUACGGUGGUUGCGGCUCUCUCAAGUGUCCUCCUGAAAGGAAAGAAGAUUGCUUUCGCAAGUUUGAAAAUGAGUACUUCUUUCGGUUAGCUCUAGAAAACUCGCUGUGUCGGGAAUACGCGACGGAAAAAUUAUUUUCGACGCUGCAGCACAAUUUGGUUCCCGUAGCUCUGGGUAGCGUGAACUACACCGACAUAGCGCCGCCACAUUCCGUUAUUGACGUGUCAUCUUUCGCUAGCCCCAGAAAACUAGCCAAUUAUCUCAAAAAGGUAAAGAACGACUUCGAGAUGUACAAACGGUACCUUGUGUGGAAAGAGACGUACGAUGUCCUGAAUUGGAAAGAAACGUUUUGUUCGCUGUGUCAAAAGUUGUACGAUGAAGCGUUCAAAGCUCGUUCCGUGUACGAGAACCUGUGGUCGUGGUGGGUAAGCGGGUCCAGGUGCUACCACUGGAACGACUCGACUUCUCGAGUGAACAAAUCGUGACGACCGGGUGCAGUAAUGCCCUUCAAAUCUAAAACCUUGCAGAAUACAUUGUAUGCGAUGCUUUGCUGCUUUUAGGGCGCUAUAAAUACUAGAGGUACGGAGAGCGUCCGUGUGUCUUGGGCAGUUCGGCUUCACUGGUUGCCGGCUGUUUACACUGACGGCCGUCCUCAGAUCAGAUGCGCCGGUACUCGCUUGAGCUAAAUGAGGUUAAAAACUGGGAUGUUUGGUGCUGCAAUAAAAUCGAUAACACCCCAAUUGCAGGGUAAAACAUUGGGA
This is a messenger RNA of Ornithodoros turicata, 1541 nucleotides long. Its product is annotated as alpha-(1,3)-fucosyltransferase C-like. The record is from RefSeq and is a predicted model, not a curated record. NCBI's taxonomy places the organism in Eukaryota, Metazoa, Arthropoda, Arachnida, Ixodida, Argasidae. Gene Ontology annotation, cellular component: membrane. Gene Ontology annotation, molecular function: fucosyltransferase activity. The coding region runs from base 36 to 1265 and encodes 409 amino acids. The transcript has a single exon.